Messenger RNA from Fulvia fulva, 258 nucleotides. RefSeq lists its product as uncharacterized. Bases 1 to 258 code for a protein of 85 amino acids. The record is from RefSeq and is a predicted model, not a curated record. Lineage: Eukaryota; Fungi; Ascomycota; Dothideomycetes; Mycosphaerellales; Mycosphaerellaceae. The transcript has a single exon.
AUGGCGUUUGCCGAACAUAGCCAGAAUGGUCAUCGGACUUGCCUUGCAGGCGAUCCGGCGGAAUGGGAGGCUGUGGAGUGGGCGGAAGGAGUGGUCGAUCUGACUCGCAAAGAGACGGAAGGUGUAUUGACUGUGGAACUCGAAAUCGUUGCUGCCGUGGAGGAUGGAAGUCGCCUCGUCUCGGAUGGUCUUGCACGUUGCGAGUAUGCUUACGUUGGCUGGUUUAGCGCUCUGGCUAGCGAGUACAACGUGGUGUGA